Messenger RNA from Xenopus laevis (African clawed frog), 4754 nucleotides. Its product is annotated as AP-3 complex subunit beta-2. The record is from RefSeq and is a predicted model, not a curated record. The coding region runs from base 1037 to 4528 and encodes 1163 amino acids. The transcript is spliced from 28 exons. NCBI's taxonomy places the organism in Eukaryota, Metazoa, Chordata, Amphibia, Anura, Pipidae.
CAGAGAGAUGUGUGUAUGUGGGAGUGGUGUGAGAAACUGGAGGAGGAGAGAGACCUGCAAACGUGGCUGGAAGAGGGGUGAGCCAACAAACCGGGUUGAAGGAAGACGAAAAGGAAAGACAAUGAGACUGGGAGAAAAUAAAAAGGAAAAGGAGAGAAAACAAGAGGCAGUGAAAGAAGGGAGAAAAUAUGAAAGGCCAAAAGGGAGUGAAUUAAGAAAGUAAAUGGGUAGGAGGGGAUGGAUGAUAGCAGAAUAAGUGGAGAGACUGAGGAGAGGCUACACGUGACAGAAGUAGGGAUAAAAGGAAAAGGUUUGGGAGUGUUUGAGAGAAAAGGAUAGUGAAGCACAGUAGAGAAUGAAGAGCUAGAGGAGGGGGUAAGGUGACGAGGAGGUUGUGUGCAGAGGAGGAGUGUGCAACUUGAGCCUCACUAUAAAGGUGAGUGUUCCAUGCAGCUGCUGUGUAACAUAGAGAAGGACAUGUGACUGAGACAGACCCUCAGCUUUACAGCUCACUCACCUUCUGCCCUGUAUUAGGAAAAAAGGAAACCUAACUUGGCUAUGAAACCCACUGUUUAUACAAAGUUGGCAGUUUAAUACCAAGAAUUCCAUGAUCCAACCCCUGUAAAUGCUGAAAAUAUUUAGGACGUAUUACCUGGCCUCUGUGGAUUUUCUCACAAUUAGACAUGACAUCACACCCUGGAAUUGCCAAUAGAUGAUAUACUGGGAACUGCAGCACAAGACCUGACUGUAAGCACACUGAGUGUCUCUAGGCUCUGCAAUUGACAUUUUUCUGCCCAUUCUAUACACAGCACAGUCAGGAUUUGCUGGAUAUCUACCUUGCAUCAAUCCUUUGGAUUUGUUUUUGGUCACACUGGGCAGUAUUGCCACACCCUGGCACUGUUAGGUUGAUCAUUACACUUCACUACAGGUGUCUACCUGGAAAAGGCAUUACCACUGCCAUUGGCCCUGGUCACACAACGCCUGUUCCUGUAUACACCAAGUAUUUUUCAUUUUCCAUUGGCACUCAUCACUGCAAAUGAAUUCAAUGCAAAAGCUACUGCAACUGCCGGUGACGGCAGUGAAUAUGGUAAAGAAUCACAGAGCAGAGGAGGCCAAGAGUCCUGUUCUGAGCCCAGAUGCUGGGCCCCAGACAUUCUACAAUGCACUACAGGUGGAUGAGCUGAGGUUGCUCAAAUCACCCGACCAAGAGUCUACCCUAGAGAACAGUGGAAAAAGCACCCAGUGUCAGCCAGUACGACAUGAUGACCUAAAAGAAAUGCUGGACAGUAAUAAAGAUUCGUUAAAGCUAGAAGCCAUGAAGAGGAUUGUAGCUAUGAUUGCAAGAGGGAAAAACACAUCCGAUCUUUUCCCAGCAGUUGUGAAGAAUGUGGCAUGUAAGAACAUUGAGGUUAAAAAGUUAGUAUAUGUUUAUUUGGUUCGAUAUGCUGAGGAGCAACAGGACCUAGCGCUUCUCUCAAUCUCCACCUUUCAGCGUGGGUUAAAGGACCCCAAUCAACUGAUCCGUGCCAGUGCCCUACGUGUUCUCUCUAGCAUCCGUGUGCCAAUCAUAGUGCCAAUUAUGAUGCUAGCAAUUAAGGAGGCAGCUUCAGAUAUGUCCCCCUACGUGAGAAAGACGGCGGCACAUGCUAUACCCAAGUUGUAUAGCCUGGAUUCUGACCAGAAAGAUCAGCUCAUUGAAGUGAUUGAGAAACUUCUCUCUGAUAAAACAACACUGGUUGCAGGCAGUGUGGUGAUGGCGUUUGAAGAGGUCUGCCCCGAGCGCAUAGAUUUGAUCCAUAAGAAUUACCGUAAGCUGUGUAACCUGCUAAUAGAUGUGGAGGAGUGGGGGCAGGUGGUGAUUAUCAAUAUGCUGACACGUUAUGCGCGUACGCAGUUCUUAAAUCCCAACCAAAAUGAGUCGCUUCUUGAGGAGAACCCAGAGAAAGCUUUUUAUGGCUCAGAUGAUGAUGAAGGGGGGAAGGAGAGGGCAGAACCAUCUUCCGUGGUUAAACGCAAGCCUUACGUUAUGGACCCAGACCAUCGACUUCUGCUCCGUAAUACCAAACCUCUCCUACAGAGUCGCAAUGCUGCUGUGGUUAUGGCUGUGGCCCAACUUUAUUUCCACCUGGCACCAAAAGCGGAAGUUGGAGUAAUAGCAAAGGCACUAGUUCGAUUACUGCGAAGUCACAGUGAAGUACAAUACGUGGUACUCCAUAAUGUGGCCACCAUGUCCAUCAAGAGAAAGGGGAUGUUUGAACCAUACCUUAAAAGUUUCUACAUUCGAUCCACGGAUCCAACUCAGAUUAAGAUUCUUAAGCUAGAAGUCUUGACUAACCUGGCUAAUGAAACCAACAUUUCUACUAUACUCCGAGAAUUUCAGACCUACAUUCGCAGCAUGGAUAAAGAUUUUGUUGCUGCUACCAUCCAGGCAAUAGGUCGCUGUGCCACCAAUAUUGGUAAAGUCCGAGACACCUGUCUAAAUGGUCUUGUACAGCUCCUGUCAAAUAGGGAUGAUUUGGUGGUGGCAGAGUCAGUAGUGGUUAUCAAAAAAUUACUGCAGAUGCAACCAGCGCAGCACAGUGAGAUAAUUAAGCAUAUGGCCAAGUUAACUGACAAUAUCCAGGUCCCAAUGGCACGGGCAAGCAUUCUGUGGCUUAUUGGAGAGUACUGUGAACAUGUGCCCAAAAUCGCCCCUGAUGUCCUAAGGAAUAUGGCCAAGUCCUUCAUUAAUGAGGAGGACAUUGUUAAACUUCAGACCAUCAACUUGGCUGCAAAGCUGUAUCUUACCAACCCCAAGCAGACAAAGCUCCUCACUCAAUAUGUUCUGAAUCUGGCCAAGUAUGACCAAAACUAUGACAUCAGAGAUCGCACAAGAUUUAUUCGCCAGCUGAUCAUCCCCUCAGAGAAGAGUGGAAUUCUGAGCAAACAUGCAAAGAAACUCUUUCUGGCGCAGAAGCCUGCCCCAAUCCUGGAGUCCUCAUUUAAAGAUCGUGAUCAUUUUCAGCUGGGAUCCCUGUCUCAUCUACUCAAUGCAAAAUCUGUUGGUUAUCAAGAAUUGCCAGACUGGCCAGAAGAGGCUCCAGACCCAUCUGUGCGCAACGUGGAGGUGAAGGAUGCUGAGGAGGAGGACAGUGCACCCAGGGAUGGUCACAUCGGACUCCUGGGGGAGUGGAAAGAGGUGCCUGAAUGGACCAAAUGUCCAAGCAGAGAAAAGAGGAAGGAGAGGGAGGAAAAACCAUUUUACUCUGAUUCAGAGGGAGAGUCAGGACCAACAGAGUCCGCAGACAGUGAACCAGAGUCAGAAAGUGAAUCGGAGAAUGGUGGAAGCAGCAGUGUCAGCGGAUCUGGAUCAGGAAGUGAGGAGGAAGAGGAAAGUGAAGAGGAAGAGUCUGAAAAAGAGGAGAGGAAAAAGCAAAAGAAAAGGACUCCACAAAAAGAAGACAGUGAUGAAAGUGACCAGGAACAAAAACAGUCUGUUAGGAGUAAGAAAAGCUCUGCCAAAACAUCCCAGAAAUCUACAUCAGAGGAUGGCAGCAACUCAGAGAAUAGUGAAUCUGAAACUGAAUCAUCUUCUGAGGAAGAGGAUGAAGAUGAAGAUGAGGAACAAGAACAGAGACAACCAGAACCAAAAAAUAAGAAGACACCUCCUGCAACAAAAUCCACUUCGAAAGCUUCUAAAGAACCCAAGGAAAUGUCACUGCUGGAUCUAGAUGACUUUUCAGUCCCCUCUGCCCCUUUGGUGACUUCAAGAAGUACUGUAUCUACCAGCCUGGUUAGUGACCUGGAGGGCCUAUCCCUGACUGAUACCUCUUUGACUCCUACGAUGAUAAGCCCAGCUUUUGCAUUAGACCGGACCUUUGAGCUUCUGCACCACAUGACUGGCGAGGGUCUGUCCAUGGAAUACAUAUUUAGCCGCCAACCUUUUACUCCUGAUAAUCGCAUGGUGUCUGUGCAGGUCCAAAUCUCCAAUAAAACAGAAAAUGAAGUAAAGAAUCUCAGAAUCAGCGAUCCCAAACUUCUUUCUGGAAUGAGAAUGCAGGCUUUUCAAGAGAUAGAAUCCCUUCCUCCGGGAGAAAGUGCAACAGUUAUAAUAGGCAUUGAUUUCUGUGAUUCUACUCAGGCUGCCAAUUUCCAGAUAUGCACACACACCCGACACUUCUAUGUGUCUAUUCAGCCACCUGUUGGAGAGUUGAUGGCGCCUGUCUUCAUGAGUGAAAAUGAGUUCAAGAGAGAACAAGGCAAACUCACAGGUAUGAAUGAGAUCACAGAGAGGCUGACUUUGUCAGGCAAGUGUAAUAGUGAUCAUGCCAUUGUACAGAGAGUCUCGUCUACUGCAAACAUGAAUCGUGUUCCAUGUGGUGCAGACAAAGAAUACAGGUUUGCAGCAAAGACAGUGACCAGCGGCAACCUGGUCUUAGUGACCUUAACACUUAAAGAUGGUUCUGCUGCUCUGCUAACGAUCAAUAGUGAAAAGAUGGUGAUAGGAACUAUGCUGGCAAAGGACAUUGUACAAACUCUGACUCAGUGAUAUAAGGAACCUGCAACUGAGUAAUACAGUAAAUAGUGACCAAGUCUGGUCACAUUGAUCACUCCCAUUCUGAGCAAGGAAAUCUGUUUUGGCCUUUUGUCUUUAUCGCACACACCAAACUUUAUCUCCAAAAUGAGUCUGAAUGAGAACAGCUGUCCCUGACAAAAUCCCAGAUCUGGAAGACAAGACAUUAUGGAGGUUAUUUACUAAAAUCAGAAAAUACAUU